This is a messenger RNA of Doryrhamphus excisus (bluestripe pipefish), 3015 nucleotides long. NCBI's taxonomy places the organism in Eukaryota, Metazoa, Chordata, Actinopteri, Syngnathiformes, Syngnathidae. The record is from RefSeq and is a predicted model, not a curated record.
UACGGACAAGUCAGCAUAUUUUGUACCACCCAUCAUCAUCAUCAUCAUCAUCAUCAUCACCAUGCAUUCAUACAUACAUGCAAGCCGUUUAUAAAGUCACUUUUUUAUGACUUUCGGGGGUUGGUCGCUUCACACUGAAACUGCUUCCCUGAAAGAGCCACCUGGAACAUCACACACUCGCCGACGCCAGGACAGAUUAUCAGUCUUUCCUUCAGCCGAGCGAGAUGAUGAAGGACCACAAGGAGCAGACCUACUGGCAGGAGACAGGUCGAUGGGAAGGCCACGAGGAGAGCUUCGACCCCCAGUCCGGGGUGUGGGCGAGCUCUCAUGUCUCCUACCUCACCUUCAAGAGCCUGGUCCAGCUGCGACGUUCCAUGAACACAGGUGUGAUGCUUUUCAACAGUGAGGAGAAGACCUGGGCCAGCAUGGCUGAGAAGAUAGUCGCUGAGAUGCUCAAACUGAAGCAGAUCAGACCAGGAGACCAGGAGGGGGUGAUGAAAUCACUCGUCCAGAACCGCAGUCAACAAUCUGAUCCUGAGAGUCAAGCCUUGACUGAUGGAGUGGAUCUACGCAGGUUUUCAGUCAAGGAAAGGAGGGAUGAAUGUGACCGUGUGGAGGCCUCCAUGGUGUUAGUAGGAGCUUUGGACUUCCUGGAAAAGCCCGUGGUUGUGUUUGUGCGUCUGAAAGAAGCGACGGCGCUCGACUCCGCCUUGGAGGCUCCGGAUCCGCUGCGCUUUGUCUUUGUGCUGAUUGGGCCCAGCAAUGCUGACAUGGAUUACCACGAGACUGGACGAGCCAUGGCGGCGCUAAUGGCUGAUAAAGUGUUCAACCAGGCAGCAUCACGAGCUAAAAAUCUGCGAAGCCUCAUCGACGCUGUGGGCGACUUCAUGGACUGCAGCAUUGUCAUCCCGCCCACUGAGAUCCAAAGUGAAGCCAUGCUCAGCUCCAUCAUCAACUUCCAGAAGAAGUUACUGCAGGAGAGAUUCCACUCAUCUGAAUCCAUGCUGGAUAGCAAGCCUCGCCAGGUUUCCUUCUCUACCGAACCCCCUCCUGAAGACCCUCUGGCCCGCACGGGUCGACCCUUUGGUGGAAUGAUUCGAGACAUUCGAAGACGCUACCAGUACUACAAGAGUGACAUUAAAGAUGCUCUUAACGCUCAGGUUCUUGCUGCCAUCAUCUUCAUCUACUUUGCAGCACUCUCUCCUGCCAUUACGUUUGGUGGUCUCCUAGCUGACAAGGUGGAGAACAUGAUGGGCGUUCCGGAGCUUCUCAUAUCAACAAGCAUCCAGGGCAUUAUCUUCUGCUUUGUUGCUGCCCAGCCCGUGCUUGUCAUCGGCUUUUCUGGUCCUCUAUUAGUGUUUGAGGAGGCCUUCUAUGCUUUCUGCAAGUCCCAGGACAUUGAGUACAUUGUCGGGCGAGUGUGGGUGGGCGUGUGGCUGGUCAUCAUUGUAGUGAUCAUUGUCGCCUGCGAAGGAAGCUUCCUGGUGCGCUUCAUCUCCCGCUUCACCCAGGAGAUAUUCUCCAUUCUCAUCUCCAUCAUCUUCAUCUACGAAACCUUCGCCAAGCUUGCCAGGAUCUUCAAGGCCCACCCACUGGUUCUGAAUUACGAACACCUGAAUGAGUCAGUAGAAAACCCCUGGCGCCCAAGAGUGGAACAGACCAUCAUGUACGACAACGCCACCGGAAAUGCGACUAUUAUUGUCAACACCAUUAAGCCGCCAUACCCCAACACGGCUCUGCUGUCCAUGUGCCUCAUGCUUGGCUGUUUCUUUAUCGCCUACUUCCUGCGCCAGUUCAAGAAUGGUACCUUUCUGCCUGGAAAAGUCAGACGUUUGAUUGGUGACUUUGGCGUGCCCAUCGCCAUUUUCCUGAUGGUUGUCAUAGACUACAGCAUUAACGACACCUACACUCAGAAACUAGUGGUCCCUAAAGGUCUGAUGGUGUCCAAUCCGGCCAAAAGAGGUUGGCUCAUCAAUCCAUUUGGAGAGCACACCCCCUUCCCUGUAUGGAUGAUGUUUGCAUGCUGUGUCCCGGCCUUGCUCGUCUUCAUCCUCAUCUUCUUGGAGUCUCAAAUCACCACAUUGAUCGUGAGUAAACCUGAGAGGAAGAUGGUCAAAGGAUCCGGAUUCCACUUUGACCUCCUCAUCCUAGUGGGCAUGGGUGGCAUCAGCGCGAUAUUUGGCGUGCCGUGGCUCAGCGCCGCGACUGUGCGCUCCGUCACGCAUGCCAACGCCCUCACGGUCAUGAGCAAAGGACCCAAACCUGUGAUCGAGAGAGUCCUGGAGCAGAGAAUCAGUGGCAUUGUGGUAGCUCUGCUGGUUGGUCUCUCCAUUCUGAUGGAACCCAUCCUCAAGAUGAUCCCCAUGGCGGCCUUAUUCGGGAUCUUCCUCUACAUGGGAGUUACAUCACUAAACGGCAUCCAGCUGUGGGACCGGAUGCUGCUUCUCUUGAUCCCUAAGAAAUACCAUCCAGAUGAGCCGUACGCCACUAGAGUGAGCACCGGCAGAAUGCACUUGUUCACGGGCAUCCAGAUUGUGUGCCUUGCUGUUCUUUGGAUCGUCAAGUCCAGUCCGGCGUCCCUUGCACUUCCAUUUAUUCUCAUUCUUACCAUUCCCUUACGUAUGAUCAUGACCGGGCGUCUCUUCACUGAGCUGGAGAUGAAAUGCUUGGAUGCUGAUGACGCCAAAGUGACGUUUGAGGAGGAGCCGGGACAGGAUGUGUACUGGGAAACGCAGAUGCCAUUGUAGACUGACAUGAUAAAAAUACAAAAAUUAUAUUAUCAUAUGUAAAUAUGACAUUAAUUAAAGUUAGAAAAAACUAAUUUCCUUUGAAAAGUUGGGCCAGAUUAUGUUUUCCACAUUAAAUGUCAUUUCUAUAUUGCCAAUAUUUUAAUGUUGUCUCAAAUUAUGAAUGUUAGUAACAUAACCUGAACACAAUAAUAAGAACAGCAUAAUAAACAAGACAUGUGAUGUCUUGUUUUUAAAAACAUGAUAAUACAUUAAAUGUUAAUUUCCA